UCUGUUGUGAGACAUCUUUUCUGAUUAGACAGAGGAUCUGAGCAUUCCAGGGGCUGCUACCUGCUGAGGUCUUCAGAGGAUGUCACCCUCCCCGGGGGCCGAGAAUUCAGGCCACUAAACCUCGGCAACGCCCUGGAAGAAGGCUAGGCGGCGUGGAGCGGAGCAGCAGCUGGAGCCAGCCUAAGAGUCAUCUUCUCUCCCAGUUAAUCCUCAGAGAAGGAAAGAGUUUGAAGACCAUUUGCCAGGCAGGGGUGGAGCGAGGGCCGGGCCUGGCUGGGCUGAACGCCUCAGAUCUGCACUUUAAGCCGCCACACUUUGUUUCCCCCUGAGCCGGAUCUGAAGAAUCACCGGGUGCUCCGGAAGGAAUUGACAUGGCCCAGUUGAUGACAGCACAGCUGUUACUCCUGGUGUGGGUGGCCGCAUGCAGAGCCCAGGCCAGUGCUGCUCGGGCCAGGACCGACCUUUUGAACGUGUGCAUGGACGCCAAGCACCACAAGGAUAAGCCAAGCCCUGAGGACAAGUUGCACGAGCAGUGCAGUCCCUGGAAGAAGAACUCCUGCUGCUUCACCAACACCAGCCAGGAAGCCCAUAAGGAUGUUUCCUACCUGUACAGAUUCAACUGGAACCACUGUGGGGAGAUGGAGCCCGCCUGCAAGCGGCACUUCAUUCAGGACACCUGCCUCUAUGAGUGCUCCCCCAACUUGGGGCCCUGGAUCCAGCAGGUGGACCAAAGUUGGCGCAAAGAGCGGAUCCUCAACGUGCCGCUGUGCCAGGAGGACUGCCGGCAGUGGUGGGAGGACUGCAAGACCUCUCAGACCUGCAAGUCCAACUGGCACAAGGGCUGGAACUGGGAAAAGGGCUACAACCAGUGCCCCGAGGGAGCUGUCUGCCACCCCUUCCACUUCUACUUCCCCACUCCCGCUGCCCUGUGUGAGGAAAUCUGGAGCCACAGCUAUAAAGCCAGCAACUACAGCCGAGGCAGUGGCCGCUGCAUCCAGAUGUGGUUUGAUCCAGCCCAGGGCAACCCCAACGAGGAGGUGGCCAGGUUCUACGCAGAGGCCAUGAGCAGGGCUGGGUUCCGUGAGGCCAUGCCUCUCUUGCUCAGCCUGCUCCUGGUGCUGCUCUGCCUGCUCCAGUGAGCUCCUUCUAUUGUCUGAUACCUGGACACCCCUGGCCUGCUUAGCCCCACAGCUCUGAGUGAGUUCAAUUCCUGGUUCCUGGUGGGGCCUUGAGCAGCCAUUUAAAUAAACCAGACAUUCUAUA
This is a messenger RNA of Chinchilla lanigera (long-tailed chinchilla), 1263 nucleotides long. RefSeq names its product folate receptor alpha (gene Folr1). Gene Ontology annotation, biological process: fusion of sperm to egg plasma membrane involved in single fertilization; sperm-egg recognition; cell adhesion. Gene Ontology annotation, cellular component: external side of plasma membrane. The record is from RefSeq and is a predicted model, not a curated record. Lineage: Eukaryota; Metazoa; Chordata; Mammalia; Rodentia; Chinchillidae. Bases 372 to 1139 code for a protein of 255 amino acids. The transcript is spliced from 7 exons. Gene Ontology annotation, molecular function: signaling receptor activity.